Messenger RNA from Cynara cardunculus var. scolymus (artichoke), 1190 nucleotides. RefSeq names its product protein DOWNY MILDEW RESISTANCE 6. The record is from RefSeq and is a predicted model, not a curated record. Bases 89 to 1108 code for a protein of 339 amino acids. The transcript has 4 exons. NCBI's taxonomy places the organism in Eukaryota, Viridiplantae, Streptophyta, Magnoliopsida, Asterales, Asteraceae.
CAAUUGCCUUUGGGAUAUAAAGAAUCUUUCCGCUGGGUCCCUCAAAUCUCACCCCCUCUUACCCGCUCCGGCAAUCGUUCCUAUCCAAAUGGCCGGAAAAGUUAUCUCCACUGGAAUCCGUUAUCAUACUUUACCGGAGAGUUACGUUCGUCCGGUUACUGAUAGACCUAACUUAUCUCUCGUCUCCAACUGCAACGACGUUCCAGUUAUUGACUUCGGUAACGCUGAUAGACGUCUCAUAAUCCAGCAAAUUGGCGAUGCUUGUCGUCGUUAUGGUUUUUUCCAGGUAAUAAAUCAUGGUGUUCCGGAUGAAAUCGUGGAGAAAAUGCAACAAGUAGGUAGAGAAUUUUUCCUGCUGCCGGUGGAAGAGAAGAUGAAGCUGUACUCAGAGGAUCCGUCGAAGACGAUGAGGUUAUCGACGAGUUUCAAUGUGCAGAAAGAACAAGUUCAUAAUUGGCGAGAUUAUCUCCGACUUCACUGUUAUCCCUUGGAUCAAUACUCUCCUGAAUGGCCUUCCAAUCCUUCUUCAUUCAAGGAAAAUGUGGGGAAUUACUGCAGGGCAAUAAGAGAGUUGGGGAUGAGAAUAUUGGAAGCCAUAUCGGAAAGCUUAGGCUUAGAAAAAGAAGUGAUAAGAAACAUAUUAGGAGAUCAAGGUCAACAUAUGGCUAUCAACCACUAUCCAGUGUGCCCUGAACCCGAGCUAACGUAUGGUUUGCCUGGUCAUACCGACCCCAAUGCUCUCACCAUCCUCCUUCAAGACACCCUCGUCUCUGGCCUUCAAGUCUUUAAAGAUGGUAAGUGGUUAGCCGUUAGCCCACACCCCAAUGCAUUUGUCAUCAACAUUGGCGACCAACUUGAGGCGGUGAGUAACGGUGAAUACAAGAGCGUGUGGCACCGUGCGGUAGUGAAUUCAGACAAACCUAGAAUGUCGAUAGCAUCGUUUUUGUGUCCAUGUAACGACUCCAUCAUCAGUGCUCCUCAAGAACUAACAGAAAAAGAUGGAUCGAAAGCGGUUUUCAAGAAGUUUACAUAUGCAGAAUACUAUAAGAAGUUUUGGAGUCGAAAUCUUGAUCAAAAAGAACACUGCUUAGAAUUCUUCAAGAACUAGUUAUAAUUAUGCAUCAAAAUCUUAAGUCCUCCCCGCCCAAUUUGUUGCUACAUAUUUAAAUAACUUAAAUAAAUAUUUGUGU